AAAGAACCCGGAAAUGGCUCGGUGUGUCAUUUGAGUGAGACGGAACAGAAGUAGCAGAAAGUCUGAAAGCAGGAGUUGUUUAUUAGUGUUUGGUUUGGUUUUGGUAGGCGUUUAUUUGGUCGGUUAAUUAUGGCGUCGUUGUUUAAGAAGAAGACGGUGGAGGAUGUCAUUAAGGAGCAGAACAAGGAGCUGAGAGGAACUCAGAGGCAGAUCACGCGAGACCGGGCUGCACUGGAGAAACAGGAAAAACAACUGGAGAUGGAGAUCAAGAAAAUGGCGAAAUCAGGGAAUAAGGAGGCGUGUAAGAUUCUGGCCAAACAGCUGGUGCAGCUGAGAAAGCAGAAGACCAGGACGUACGCCGUCAGCUCCAAAGUCACAUCCAUGAACACUCAGACCAAACUAAUGCACUCACAGAUGAAGAUGGCAGGAGCCAUGGGCACCACGGCGAAAACGAUGCAGGCAGUCAAUAAGAAGAUGGAUCCUCAGAAGACAUUACAGACAAUGCAGAACUUCCAGAAAGAAACAGCGAAGAUGGAGAUGACCGAAGAGAUGAUGAGCGACACGCUGGACGAUCUCUUCGAGGACUCUGGAGACGAGGAAGAAUCUCAGGACAUUGUGAACCAGGUGCUGGAUGAGAUCGGCAUCGAGAUCACUGGAAAGAUGGCCCACGCUCCCGCCGCUAACCGUAACAAACCCGUCGCCUCCGCCUCCAAAGCAGAUGGGAUAUCGGACGAGGAGAUCGAGAGACAGCUAAAAGCUCUUGGCGUGGAUUAACGCCGACACGUAGUUUUCUGAUUCGCCUGGCAACACACACAUACACGAUCACUACUGAACUUUCAGACUUGACAUUUGCAGUCACUUAAACAUACCUACUCGGGAGUUUAGUUCCACAGCUGGAAAAUUCAAUUCCGUUACUGUUUCAGGACUUUUGAAAAUCAACUCAAAUUCUCCAUGUUUACUGUUUUGAAUGCAUGCGUGACAUAUCCUUGGUUUUAUUCACUAUUGGAAAAAAAAAAAAAAAAAUUUAUUCAAUGCAUGAGAGGUUGAAAUCAAAUCCUAAAGCAAAAAAAGCCCUCCUUUCCCUGAACUCUCUAGAGAGAUCAACCUCCAAUACCAGACAAGAAAGAGUGGCAGUGUACUUCGGGAGUUGAUUCACUCUCUUCUUUUGUUCUUUCACUUCUCACAUCUCGCCUUUUUGUUGUUUGAUUCCUUAAAAUAAAACCUCUCAGAUGUCGGGUA
Silurus meridionalis is the source of this 1239-nucleotide messenger RNA. It is a transcript of the gene chmp2bb, whose product is annotated as charged multivesicular body protein 2Bb. Gene Ontology annotation, biological process: protein transport; endosome transport via multivesicular body sorting pathway; late endosome to vacuole transport. Gene Ontology annotation, cellular component: multivesicular body; ESCRT III complex. The record is from RefSeq and is a predicted model, not a curated record. Bases 130 to 774 code for a protein of 214 amino acids. Lineage: Eukaryota; Metazoa; Chordata; Actinopteri; Siluriformes; Siluridae. The transcript has 6 exons.